Molecule: messenger RNA, 645 nt
Organism: Bactrocera dorsalis (oriental fruit fly)
Lineage: Eukaryota; Metazoa; Arthropoda; Insecta; Diptera; Tephritidae
Exons: 1
Coding region: 1-645 (214 amino acids)
Biological process (GO): proteolysis
Molecular function (GO): aspartic-type endopeptidase activity
Source: RefSeq, a predicted model, not a curated record
AUGUACAUAUAUCCACCACUAAUGUCAAACGUGGAAUUAAACGGUGAGCAAUACUUAGCUUUUAUUGAUACGGGUAGUGACACGUCACUCAUAAUGGAGUCGAAAGUUCCAGCCAAUGUUUUGAAAAAGACUUGCAUUAAGAAAUUAGAAGGUUUUGGGGGUGCAAUAGUUUAUAGCACAGCGGAUAUCGAUGUCGAAUUACAAAUAGAUAGCUGCAAAAUAAAUACGAAGUUGCAAGUAGUACCUGAUGAAUUUAUGCCAUACGAUGUGUUUAUUGGACGAGAUGUUUUAUGCCAGAAAGAUUGUACUUUAGUUAUUAAAUCGGGCAGCAUGCAAGUACAGAGGAAAAUCGCGGAAAAUUACAGCAUUGACAAAACAUUGAAUGUUGACGAGCUAAAAGAUGUAUGUAAGUUAUUGCAAAGUUUCGAUGAUUGUUUCGCAGAAGAUAUGGCAAAGCUUGGACGAUGUAAGACUACAUGUAUGGAAAUUCAGGUGAACACCGAGAAGCCAGUUGUAGGUAGACAAUAUCAAGUACCUUUUAUACAAAGACCAGUAUUGGCAACGAUUAUUGACGAAUUGUUAAAACAUAAGAUAAUCCGUCAAAGUUCAUCACCUUAUGCAGCUCCAGUUAUAAUUGUAAAGUAG